Molecule: messenger RNA, 1203 nt
Organism: Stegodyphus dumicola
Lineage: Eukaryota; Metazoa; Arthropoda; Arachnida; Araneae; Eresidae
Product: putative glutamate receptor
Cellular component (GO): membrane
Molecular function (GO): ligand-gated monoatomic ion channel activity
Source: RefSeq, a predicted model, not a curated record
AUGCCUUUUCCAAAUCUUCUAAAGAUUGCCGUAGUAGCAUUUCCCCCGUUUUUCAUAAUUAAUGGCAACGCUAGCAACUAUUCCAUUUCAGGAACUGAAGCCAGGUUUUUGCAGACGUUGUCCGAAGCCCUAGGAUUUCGCUACGAGUUGCUUACUCCUCCAGACAGAGAAUGGGGACGCUUGCAACAGGAUGGAAACUGGACCGGUAUCAUAGGAAUGGUUCAAAGAAAAGAAGCUGAUAUGGCUUUGUGUGCACUUGGCAUCACUCAUCAAAGAUUCGAGGCACUAAAUAUUAGUGAAUACUAUUUCUCCGAUAGCAUAAAAUUCGUAGCACGCAUACCCGGAUUAGCAUCAAAAGCAAAUGCCUACUUGCAUACUUUCCAGUCUACCAUUUGGAUCAGUUCCUUCGUCACGUUAAGCCUUGCAGUUAUUUCAUUUCAUAUCAUUUCAAUAGAAUCAUUCAGUUCUGUUGAACUUUUCUUUCAAAUGGUAGGCUCCAUAACGGGACAACCUUUAACCAUCGAAGCUAACUCAUUAAAAAGAAAAAUACUUAUUAUAGCUUGGAUAAUCUUUGCUUUCGUUUUAUCAUCUUGUUAUAAAGCUGUUUUAUCUUCUUUUCUAACAGUGCCUUUAAAAUUAUUACCCGUAAGGAAUUUUAUAGAGCUGGAAGCAGCAGUCAGAAAUGGGAACUAUAAAUGCUUUGUAAUAGACAAAACAGUUCAUUUAAGCUUGCUCAAAAGUGCUAAACGUAAGGAAAUGAGAGCUCUAGCAGAAUAUAUUGAAAGAUAUAAUUGGAAACUGAAUGGAGAUGAGUCACUUUCUCAGAAUUUAGAUAAAACGUCUGCUAUUAUUGCCGCUGAAACGAAUCUACUUUACGAUUUUGGUUCAGAAAUUGGGAAAGAAGUUUAUAUCUCAGAUGAUGUGCUUUUAUCGGGGUAUGUUGGCAUUGUAUUUAGUAAAGAAUUUUGCUGUUCAGAAAGACUGAAUUCUGCGAUAUCUAAAUUUCGAGAAUGUGGUCUCUAUCAAAAGUUUCUGAGAGACGAAUUGCUUAAAAAAAGUUCCCAAAAUGCCUAUAGCAAAGAGAAGGAUAUUAAAGAAUGGAAUAAUGUAGAAGAUUUGAAGUUUUUUAUGAAACUUCUAAGCGCUGUCAUCGAGCGCUUAUUAGCUCGUUUAAUCACUUUACAACACAUUUAUGCUGGAUGA